This is a messenger RNA of Pomacea canaliculata, 3244 nucleotides long. RefSeq names its product dihydropyrimidinase-like. The record is from RefSeq and is a predicted model, not a curated record. Bases 393 to 2120 code for a protein of 575 amino acids. Gene Ontology annotation, cellular component: cytosol; cytoplasm. Gene Ontology annotation, biological process: pyrimidine nucleobase catabolic process. Gene Ontology annotation, molecular function: dihydropyrimidinase activity. NCBI's taxonomy places the organism in Eukaryota, Metazoa, Mollusca, Gastropoda, Architaenioglossa, Ampullariidae. The transcript is spliced from 15 exons.
GCUUGGUACACGUCUUGUUCUGUGACUCAUCGACGCCGUGCCGAAGCAAGCUGUUUCAGAAAAUAGCAUUUCGUAAAAACGUUAUUGAAGUAGGGAUGCGCAGCUACAUUCAAUGAUUUAUGCAAAUAUUGUGCAAGCAUUUAUGCUUUAAGAGGUUCUGGAUUGCGACUGCUUAUUUUCCUGACCCCUGGGAGACCAAAAACUUGAAAUUUUACGAGCUGACCUUUGUUGCUGGAACGCGCCAGUCGUAAUCUCAACUGUUUCGCCAAUCGAGAAGCAAGACCACAAGCAGACGUGCAGACGUACGAGUGUGUGUGAAGCAAGGCUGUGUGGGAAUCUGUGGAACAGCAGAUUUAAUUCCUUCGUACAUUCACUGAGAAGCAGAAGAAACGAUGUCUGGAGAGAGAAAUCAUCUUCAGAGUGCUCAGAACCGCCUCCUGAUCAAAGGGGGCCAUGUUGUCAACGAUGAUCAGUCCUUUGACGCUGAUAUUUAUAUCGAGGAUGGUUUUAUCAAGCAGGUUGGCAACAACCUUAUAAUUCCAGGAGGAACACGAACCAUUGAUGCUGCUGGAAAACUUGUCAUUCCAGGGGGUAUUGAUACACAUACCCACAUGCAGCUGCCAUUUAUGGGAACUACAGCUGUGGAUGAUUUUUACACUGGAACCAAAGCAGCUUUGGCUGGUGGCACAACUAUGAUAAUUGAUUUUGUAAUGGACCAAAAGGGAGCAUCACUGAUCGAUGCAUACAACAAAUGGCGAGGAUGGGCAGAUGGCAAGGUGUGCUGUGACUAUGCAUUGCAUGCUUGUGUCACUUGGUGGAGUGAGCAGGUGAAGAAAGAAAUGACAGUUCUUGCUCAAGAGAAAGGAGUGAACUCUUUCAAGAUGUUUAUGGCCUACAAGGAUGUCCUUAUGUUGGAGGAUGAUGAGCUGUAUGAAACAUUUUCCCAUUGUCGAGAUCUUGGUGCACUAGCUAUGGUUCAUGCUGAAAAUGGUCACCUUAUUGCUUUGAAGUCAUCUGAAUUAAUUGCACAAGGAAUUACUGGGCCAGAAGGACAUGCUUUGUGCAGGCCAGAAGAGGUUGAAACUGAAGCAGUACAACGGGCCAUUACCAUAGCAGAUGCUGCUGGUUGUCCACUGUAUGUUGUCCACGUCAUGAGCAAAUCUUCUGCAGAUGUCAUCGGGAAAUCUAGAACCAUGGGAAAGAUUGUAUUUGGAGAGGCCAUAGCUGCUGGUCUGGGAGCAAAUGGAAGUCAGCAGUGGAACACAUGUUGGCGCCAUGCUGCUGGCCAUGUGAUGUCUCCACCUCUGAGACCAGACCCUACAACACCAGAAUACUUGAUGGAUCUUUUGGCCAACAAUGAUCUGCAAGUGACAGGAACAGAUAACUGCACUUUUAAUGCUGACCAGAAGGCAAUUGGGAAAGAUGAUUUUCGUAAAAUUCCCAAUGGCGUUAACGGCGUGGAAGAUCGAAUGUCUGUCAUCUGGGAGAAAGGCGUGAAAUCUGGUAAAAUGGAUCCAUGCAGGUUUGUGGCUGUCACAAGUACCACUGCUGCCAAAGUUUUUAACAUCUAUCCCAGAAAGGGUCGCAUUGCAGAAGGGUCUGAUGCAGAUAUUGUAGUGUGGGAUCCAAACCAGACAAGGACAAUUUCAGCCAAAACCCACCAUCAGGCUGUGGAUUUCAAUAUCUUUGAGGGCAUGGAGUGUCAUGGUGUGCCUGUAUAUGUCAUCAGUAAUGGCCGGGUGGUGGUAGAUGAUGGACAAUUAAAAGUUGCACAGGGUGAAGGUCGUUUCAUUCCUACGCCCUGUAAUGCUGAAAUUGUAUAUGGUCGUGUCAAAAAUAGGAAUGAGGUUCGAGCACCAAAGGCAGUUCAGCGUGAACCAUACACUGGGGCUGUGAUUGACUUGUCAAAGCCUGUGGAGGUGCCGAAGCAAGAUAAUCCCAUCCUCCCUGCUACUGAAGAGACUCCAGUUGCUGCUCGACCACCAACACGAAGUGGAACCAGGAAUCUGCAUGAAUCUUCAUUCUCCCUCAGUGGUGCACAGAUUGACGAUGACAAAGGUGUGAGAUGUGGAACUCGUGUCGUGAAUCCUCCUGGGGGAAAGUCCACAGCCCUGUGGUAAAAGAUGCCCAUCAUUCUCUCCCAUCUGGAGAUAAACAUCUGUUUGCUUUUAGCAUUUUGUUGUUGUGUACCACUUAAUACCCAAUCAUCAGCACGUCUUUAACAUUUUGUUAUUAAGCAUUGGCUGCUUUUUCAGUUUUGAAAUUGCCUUCAUUGCAUAGAGAUCUGUCUUGCUGGGUUUUUUUAAUUGUUUUUAUUUUUUUGCUUUUUUGAAUUCCUGAAUUAUGGACAUGGAAUCCAGUCUGUUUCUUCUGAGACCAAGAAGUGAUAUUUUUUCAACCACAUACUUGCUCAACAUGGUUUUGCACCCAUAUAGAAACAUUUUAAAUUUAUGGAGACUUAUUGUGAUCAGUGGAUAAGUUUUUAAGAGUACUUUUUACGACAGCAAAAUGCAAAAUGCACUUUUAUGUGGUUCGGACUGUGAUUCUCAACAUUCCAAUGCAUGUAAUAAUAAUAUUUUUAAAAUUCCAUUGAAAGGGUCCAAGUGGAAAAGGAAAACAACCAAAGACCAACCCUGUUUAUUUCUAUCACAAAGGAUGCUUAUAUAGCAUAUACCAGUUAGUAGCUUCUGUAUCUGCUGUGCUUUUUGAGAAGAUAUUGCAUCGAUUUACAUUUGUCACUUUGGUACAGUCUUAUAUCAGGCUGUUAACAUUCAACCUGAUGAAAGAAACAGUUGCUGUUACAUGAAAAACCACUGGUUUUGAUGGGGAUACAUGUUUGUGCCAUCUGAUGUAAUAUCAUUUUAUUACAUUGAUAACCACUUAUACAGACUUUCCAUUCUUAGAUGUUAACUUUUGAGGCUUGUGAGAUUCCACAAAGUUGCCAGUUCCUUUGAAUAACCCUUGUGUCCUUUUCUAUUUGCAUUGUUUGACAAAGCUUUGUGACCGACUUACUGCUGUGCCAAGUGUUAGCUUAUGGUGCUAGCAUGAAAGGUGUGCUUCAACUGAAAUAGUUUGCACCUGCAGUCUCACUGCUGGUUAAGUAUUGUGAAAAAAAAUGUUUUGUAGCCUUUUCUGUCACUUUCAAGGCUUGAUGUGACAAUCAUCCAGCAUGGUGAUCAACAUGCAGAAAAGUAUAUUUUAUCUACAUGAGAAAUAGGCAUAAAUAAAGAGCUCAUUAUUUGCA